Molecule: messenger RNA, 2603 nt
Organism: Meriones unguiculatus (Mongolian gerbil)
Lineage: Eukaryota; Metazoa; Chordata; Mammalia; Rodentia; Muridae
Gene: Scnn1b
Product: sodium channel epithelial 1 subunit beta
Exons: 13
Coding region: 228-2144 (638 amino acids)
Biological process (GO): sodium ion transmembrane transport
Cellular component (GO): membrane
Molecular function (GO): ligand-gated sodium channel activity
Source: RefSeq, a predicted model, not a curated record
UGGAGCGUGUGGAGUGGUGGCCCGGGAGCCUGGCGGUGCAGGUGGCCCCAGCUAAGCCAGGCAGGCUGGCUCCUCCCGUCGGCGCUCCCCGCCCUCCGCGCUCCCUCCGCCUACAGCGUCCCGGCUCUACAGGUGACCCGGCGGCGGGCGCCACCGCCACUCGGACGCCACCACCUUAGCUGCCAUCACCGCCGACUGGAGCCGCCACCUAAUCAGCAGGUGCCACCAUGCCGGUGAAGAAGUACCUGCUGAAGUGCCUGCACCGGCUGCAGAAGGGCCCAGGCUACACCUACAAGGAGCUGCUCCUGUGGUACUGCAGCAACACCAACACCCACGGCCCCAAGCGCAUCAUCUGCGAGGGGCCCAAGAAGAAGGCCGUGUGGUUCCUGCUCACGCUGCUCUUCGCCUGCCUGGUGUGCUGGCAGUGGGGCGUCUUCAUCCAGACCUACCUGAGCUGGGACGUCAGCGUUUCGCUCUCCAUGGGCUUCAAGACCAUGAACUUCCCCGCGGUCACCGUCUGCAAUUCCAGCCCCUUCCAGUACUCCAAGGUCAAGCACCUGCUGAAGGACCUGGACGAACUGAUGGAGGCUGUCCUGGACAGGAUCCUGGCUCCAGAGCCCAGCCACCCCAACACCACCGGUACCCUGAACUUCAGCAUCUGGAACCACACACCUCUGGUCUUUAUCGAUGAACGGAACCCUGACCACCCGGUGGUCCUCAGCUUGUUUGGGGACGGCUACAACAGCAGCAGCCCAGCCCCAGGAAGCACCUGCAAUGCCCAGGGGUGCAAGGUGGCCAUGAAGCUGUGCAGUGCCAACGGCACGGCGUGUACCUUCCGGAACUUCACCAGCGCCACCCAGGCCCUGACCGAGUGGUACAUCCUGCAGGCCACCAACAUCUUCUCGCAAGUGCUCCCCCAGGACCUGGUGGGGAUGGGCUAUGCCCCCGAUCGCAUCAUCCUAGCCUGCCUGUUCGGGACAGAGCCAUGCAGCCAUCGGAACUUCACUCGUAUUUUCUACCCUGAUUAUGGCAACUGUUACAUCUUCAACUGGGGCAUGACAGAGAAGGCGCUUCCUUCCACCAACCCUGGGUCUGAAUUCGGUCUCAAGUUAAUCCUGGACAUCGGCCAGGAGGACUACGUCCCCUUCCUGGCGUCCACAGCAGGGGCCAGGCUGCUGCUCCAUGAGCAGAGGACGUAUCCCUUCAUUAGAGAAGAGGGCAUCUACGCCAUGGCAGGAACAGAGACGUCCAUCGGGGUGCUGGUGGACAAGCUGCAGCGCAAGGGGGAGCCCUACAGUCCCUGCACCAUGAACGGCUCCGACGUUGCCAUUCGGAACCUCUACAGCGGCUACAACACUACCUACUCCAUCCAGGCUUGUCUUCACUCUUGUUUCCAAGACCACAUGAUCCGUAACUGCAGCUGUGGCCACUACUUGUACCCACUGCCUGUUGGGGAGAAAUACUGCAACAACAGGGACUUUCCAGACUGGGCCUACUGCUACCUAAGCCUACAGAUGAGUGUGGCCCAGAGAGAGACCUGCCUCAGCAUGUGCAAGGAAUCCUGCAAUGACACCCAGUACAAGAUGACCAUCUCCAUGGCUGACUGGCCUUCCGAGGCCUCUGAGGAUUGGAUCUUACAUGUCCUGUCUCAGGAACGAGACCAGAGCACAAAUAUCACCGUGAGCAGGAAGGGUGUGGUCAAGCUCAACAUCUACUUCCAAGAGUUCAACUACCGCACCAUUGAAGAAUCGCCGGCUAACAAUAUCGUGUGGCUGCUCUCUAACCUGGGCGGCCAGUUUGGCUUCUGGAUGGGGGGCUCGGUGCUGUGCCUCAUUGAGUUUGGGGAAAUCAUUAUCGACUUCAUUUGGAUCACCAUCAUCAAGCUGGUGGCCUCCUGCAAAGGCCUGCGCGGCAGGCGCCCUCGAGCAUCAUACACCGGCCCGCCACCCACCGUGGCUGAGCUGGUGGAGGCCCACACCAACUUCGGCUUCCAGCCUGACACAACCAGCCACAGUCCCCAUGCCGAGGUCUACCCUGACCAGCAGACCGUGCCCAUUCCGGGCACCCCGCCUCCCAACUAUGACUCCCUGAGGCUGCAGCCGCUGGACACCUUGGAAUCGGACAGUGAAGUUGAGGCCAUCUAGAUGCCGACCUCCACCCCCCACCCAGCAGAUGGUGAACUUGAAACUGAAGUCACAACCGUUGCCAGGGCCUCAUUUUACUAGGCCUUGUCUAAAGAGCCAGGUGCACAGGUGACCAAGCCAGGGCCCAUGUGCCUCUGGCCAGUCCCAGGCUGAGUGUACAUAGGGUCAAGACGCUGGUGCCAGAAUACUGAACUUGCCUGGCUCCUGCCCACACUUCCCACAGCUUUUGCCCUGUCGUCUUUUGGCCUGAUAGAUGGGCUCCAGAGACCCCUGGAGCCCCUCUCUCGGUGACAGGCCACUUCCCUCUCAGUCCUCACCACUUCAGUGUCCCAGACCAGUGACCUUGCCCUAGUCAGCAUGGCUGACCUCUGUUAACAGAUUUUGGGAGGGGACAUGAGGUAAGAAGGCUUGCCAGGGGAACGCAUGCUGUGUUUGGAAAAAUAAAGAGAGGAAACACUG